AUGAUUAAUAAAGAUGAUAACAUGAGUGAUGAUGAAUAUGAUGAAUAUGAUGAAGAUAAAAAUGGUAUGAUUGAUGAUGAUCUAAAUGAUUAUCUAAAAAAAUAUGGAGAUUCAGAAUAUGAAUUUAAUUCUGCUGUUGAAAGUGGAAAUCUUGAAAUAAUAAAAUAUUUACAUGAAUUAGGGUACAGAGAUUCAGAAUAUGAAUUUAAUUCUGCUGUUGAAAGUGGAAAUCUUGAAAUAAUGCAAAAAGCUUCAGAAUACGCAAUUGAUAAAGCUUUUGAAAAAGCUGUUGAAAAUAACAACCUUGAAUUAAUUAAAUACUUGCAUGAAUUAGGGUAUAAAGCUUCAGAAUUUGAAUUUGGUCAAGCUUUUAAAAAAGCUGUUGAAAAUAACAACCUUGAAUUAAUUAAAUACUUGCAUGAAUUAGGGUAUAAAGCUUCAGAAUUUGAAUUUGGUCAAGCUUUUAAAAAAGCUGUUGAAAAUGACAACCUUGAAUUAAUUAAAUACUUGCAUGAAUUUGGGUACAGAGCUUCAGAAUUUGAAUUUGGCCAAGCUUUUGAAAAAGCUGUUGAAAAUGGCAACCUUGAAUUGCUAAAAUACUUGCAUGAAUUAGGGUGUAAAUAA
Messenger RNA from Hydra vulgaris (swiftwater hydra), 624 nucleotides. NCBI's taxonomy places the organism in Eukaryota, Metazoa, Cnidaria, Hydrozoa, Anthoathecata, Hydridae. The record is from RefSeq and is a predicted model, not a curated record.